Messenger RNA from Leptopilina boulardi, 1638 nucleotides. RefSeq names its product chitinase-like protein Idgf4 (gene Idgf4). Gene Ontology annotation, molecular function: chitin binding. NCBI's taxonomy places the organism in Eukaryota, Metazoa, Arthropoda, Insecta, Hymenoptera, Figitidae. Bases 173 to 1492 code for a protein of 439 amino acids. Gene Ontology annotation, cellular component: extracellular region. Gene Ontology annotation, biological process: carbohydrate metabolic process; chitin catabolic process. The transcript has 6 exons. The record is from RefSeq and is a predicted model, not a curated record.
AGAAGUGAUCAUUGGAAGAAACAGAAUGUUAUUAGUGUUUCAGUGGGAAUAUAAAAUAAGUAUUUGUAAGUGUGAUAUGAUGACGUAAUUGUUAUCCGACUAAACCUAAAGUCUUCUCAACGACCUCAACAUUUCAUCCAGUCGUGUUCUUUCAGCUUUGAAGGCUGUAAGGAUGAAGCUGUUUAUCGUUUCAACGUUAGCCAUUUGGCUUUUGUUAGCAUAUUUAAAUAAUGAAGUUAGUGCUGUAGAUCCUCAUGAGCAUAAUAAAGUGGUUUGCUACUGGAAUUCCACUUCCUUUGAACGUCAAGGACCUGGAAAGUUUAUUGUCGAAGACCUUCGACCGGCUUUGUCACUAUGUACACAUUUAAUUUACGGAUUUGCUGGAAUUGAUGCAAAUACUUUUAAAAUUGUUCCAUUAAAUCGAAAUUUGGACACUGGCGAUGGAUAUGCAUUUUAUAGAAUGGUAACACAAAUGAAAAGGAAUUUCCCCGAUCUCAAAGUUUAUCUUGGAGUUGGUGGUAAUGCUGAUCCAUACGAGGAAACACAUAAAUAUUUAACUCUCACUGAAACUUCAGAGGCGAGAACAAAAUUUAUUAAUUCAGUUGGUGAAAUUUUAUCAGACUAUGAAUUUGAUGGUAUUGAUUUGGGAUGGCAAUUUCCACCAGUUAAAGUAAAGAAAGAACGCGGUACAUUUAGUUCAAUUUGGCAUAAAGUGAAAAAAACUUUUGGCUAUGGAAAAUUUAAAGAUGAAAAAGAACAGGAGCAUCGCGAUGGUUUUACAGUGCUUGUUCGUGAUUUGAAAAAUCAACUUCGUGCUAGAAAUAAGGCACUUACAUUAACAGUUUUGCCACAUGUUAAUUCGAGUGUUUAUUACGACGUGAGACUUUUGGCACCGAGUUUGGAUGCUGUUCAUUUGUUGACAUUUGAUCAAAAAACUCCGGAACGUAAUCCCAAGGAAGCCGAUUUUCCAGCUCCACUUUAUGAAAGCUACGGACGUGUUUCCGAUGAUAAUGUCGACUAUCAAACGAGAAAUUGGUUGGAAAAUGGAAUGCCGGGAAGUAAAAUUGUAAUUGGUAUUCCAACAUUUGGACGCACUUGGAAAUUAACAUCGGAAAGUGAAGUUUCGGGUGUACCACCACUUCAUGCCGAUGGUCCAGGUGCUGAGGGUCCACAUACUCACAUACCAGGAAUUCUUGGUUACGCUGAAAUUUGUUCAAGAAUAUUGGAAAGUGCCGUUGAUCGUUUAAGAAGAGUUGGCGAUCCAUCGAAAAAAUAUGGCAGUUAUGCUUAUAAAAAAUAUAAUGAUCAAACAGGAGAGGAAGGAAUUUGGGUUGGUUACGAAGAUGUCGAUACAGCUGGAAAUAAAGCACUUUACGUUAAGGCCAAAGGAUUAGGUGGUGUGGCAAUUUUUGAAUUGUCCUUGGAUGAUUUCCGUGGAAUUUGCAAUGGUGACAAAUUUCCAAUUGUCAGAGCUGCUAAAUUUAAAUUGUAAAAAAGAAAAUAAAAUUUCAGAUUUUUUGAAAAAUUAAAAAAAAAAUUAAUUUUAAAAUUUAAUUGUAAAAAAAUAAUUUUAAAAUUUAAUUGUAAAAAAAAAAUUUUUAUUAUAUUAUAAUAAAUGUUGAUGAUUUUUAAAAAUUA